Corythoichthys intestinalis (scribbled pipefish) is the source of this 2219-nucleotide messenger RNA. Its product is annotated as dynein axonemal assembly factor 3-like. Gene Ontology annotation, biological process: axonemal dynein complex assembly; motile cilium assembly. The transcript is spliced from 9 exons. The record is from RefSeq and is a predicted model, not a curated record. The coding region runs from base 92 to 1510 and encodes 472 amino acids. NCBI's taxonomy places the organism in Eukaryota, Metazoa, Chordata, Actinopteri, Syngnathiformes, Syngnathidae.
AUAAGACUCACGCUAUUAGUUUAGUGAGGGAAACUUCGUCGACGGACCAUUCGCUGUUACCAAGCCUCCACCGAAGUCUCCUCGUGAUAAAAUGAGCGCCGGGCGGCCGUCGGAAGGCGCAGGCUGCAUUAACUGGUGGGGUUUCAGUCCAGCUCGAGACCUCAUCAGUGCAGGCCCUGUUAAACAUGAAGGCAAAGUCAACAUUUUGCUUGUCGGGAAUGGAGAUCCGAGACAUCUUCUGAAGACCUUGGCCGGCCUUCAAGACGAGGACAUCCUUAACGUGUGGCUGUUUGAAAACUGCAUGGAGGUGGUGGCCAGACAGAUGCUGCUGCUCUACAUCACCCUGACUCCCCAUGAAUUGAUGGGACUUAACGAGAAGACGGAGAUGUUCUUGGAGGUAUUUGGUAACAGUGUGAUCCGCGGUCAGACGGAUGACACGGUGAAACGUGUUGCGUCGCAGCUCUUGCUCCACGUCAGCGACAUUCCGGAUUCAGACAUGCACCCCUGUUUCAACACUGCUCUUCUCAAGUUUAGGGAGCGGGAUGAGCUGGCCAGGAUUUUUAAAUCAUGGGUGCAGCCAUUGUCUUCUUCCACACCUCAUGUCUCAAUAGCCAAAGCCUGGGAUUACAGAGUCAGGCAGCACCUUGGGACACGCUACGACGCGAAAAGGGGCUGCUUCGACUGGGAUCUCACUAUGAAGCUAUAUGAGAAAGGGUGUGGCGUUAUUAACAAGCAUCAGUACUUCCGAUGGAGGGAGAGCGGCUUGGCCUUUGAACUGAGGGAAGGCGUCUACCAGAACACCAACCCGAGCUUGCUGUCUUCUCGGGUGUUCAACCAGAGAGGGGACAAAGUGGCCAUGCAAGGCUACUGGGGGGACAUUGCGUCCAGUCCUUAUCUCGCCUUUGGUAUUGAAACUGAAGACGAGAGCUUGCUCAAGACACGGAACGGCCAACACGUGAAGACAGCACAGGACAUUUCCUUCGCGAAUGUGCAAGAGUUGUUUCAAUCCCUGUCCAGGAAACAAGAAUGCACAACUCAGUCUGACACAGAAGAUGAACAUCAACCCACGAAUAUUGAACAUAAUUCUGUCCCAGUCAGCAGUAAGCGAAAUCUCAAAAACACUGACGACAAAGAAAUGUUCAGUCCAAAUCUGUUUACUCCUUUUUUUUUUUCAGAACUGACACGUCUUAAAGGGGUUUCUGUCAAUUUCCUGCCCUUGGAUUCCCUUGAGAAGAUGGCGGAAAAGGGGAAAUAUGCCCAUUUCUUCCACAUCAUUCACUUCUCCACCAGUUGCGCGCACCAUUUGGGCCCGAAAAUCCGGCAGAUUGCAGCACCAGACGCUGUGCUUAUCGUGGAGUUGGCCAAGUACAUUUUGGACCUGAAUAAAGAGCAAGAAGCUGGUUUUGCAGAGCGAGUAUCAAACAUGUGUCAGGAAGCAGGAUUUCAACCAUGUGUUGUGGCAAACAGUGAUGACCUUCAUGCUGUUUUUCAACCACACAAGGACAAGUAAAGCUGUCUCCAUUAUGGCUUUUUUUUUUUUUUUUGUACAAGAAGCGUGGGUUGUCUUCCCACUCACUGACUGAGUUGUCAAUGAUCAUAUUAACUGUAAUGCAAAUUUUCAUGCAACACACCAAUUUAUUCACAUGAUUCCAAGUGGUGCGAAACUGCAAACUUGCUACAUCAUUGCCACCUUCAUUUUUUUUUUUCACUUGAGGGUGUCGACUCACUUCCAGCGUCCUCCAACCUUCCCCUUACCGUGGCUCUUUUUGCUGCUCCGAGGGAAGACAAAGAUCUUUGAGUAUAUCGCGAGCGCUCGUACGCACACUGCGACGUGUCGACUCACAACUUUUGAGCGUGUUGGAUUCUGUUCAGGAGGACGUUGAUCUGGAUUGAGCGAAGGGAAAAUAAAGAUUUUAAAAGGGGACAUGUUGUCGUUUGUUCAAAUGUAGUGCAUAGAUUUAGACAUUGCGCCACGCCUUUCCGUAGGGGGCCGGACCCAGGCAGACGUUGAGUUGGCAUUCAUUAUAAUAAACUCAAACACACGCUGGGUUCUAACGCUGGAUUUAAGUGGAAAUAGGAUGAAUGUUUUACUGCAUACAAGCAGGCAGAGGUGUCUCAAGAGAGAUUUGGUCGAGGAUUCAAGGUAAUUAUUAUAUUCUUCGCGCUAUGCAUGCACUUGGAAAUGUUGUGAAUACAAUUAAAUCAAUGGAAAAAAAUAG